Molecule: messenger RNA, 2566 nt
Organism: Labrus mixtus (cuckoo wrasse)
Lineage: Eukaryota; Metazoa; Chordata; Actinopteri; Labriformes; Labridae
Gene: lrrc3ca
Product: leucine rich repeat containing 3Ca
Exons: 3
Coding region: 578-1372 (264 amino acids)
Molecular function (GO): protein binding
Source: RefSeq, a predicted model, not a curated record
GCAGCAAUCAGCAGAUGCAUAUGAAUGAAUGUCAUCAGUCACUGUAUUAGGCUACAUAUGUGCUCAGGGUUUCCACUGGAAGUCCUAUAUCUGGACAUUCAGGCUAUGCGUAAAACGAGUGUGCGCCACGUCCCUGCCAUUUUCAACUUUACAUUUGUCUUUUAUGUCACAGGCAGGAUCAGUGUCAGCAUGAUGCCGCCGUCAGAGACCGUCUUGCCCUCAGUUUUGUGGUUGCGUGGAAACUAAAAAAAGGCAGCAGUGAGCGAGCCCUGCCUGAACUGUGGGAGCAUUUCCAGUGGCGCUUCGUGGUUGCCAGAGCGGCUCUCAGCACAAGUUUAACGAGCAGCAAAAACAAAGAACCUGAUGGACGCUGACCAGAACAUUCACCAAGCCCUGCUUGUGUGGAUCUCUCUGAUCUGAUCUACCGGGCGGUUUCAUUGUGAAGCACAUGCUGGGAAACGCACGAUGAAAAGGAGAGGGAAAGCAGCAAAAACGCUCAACAGCUACUGGGGAGGUUGAUGUGGACAUCAUCCCUUGUGCCCAGGUGGUCUGUCCUGGAGCAUGCCAAUAUCCCACCAUGCCCCUACUUUCAGACUGGCUCCUGCGCCACUCUGUGGUCAUGUGUUUGCUGCUGCACAGCCUGGUGCUGAUGACCUUCUGCUUCCACCACGCUGCCACCAGUUGUUCCAAGAGCUGCUACUGCUCUGAAAGCGACAGUGGUGGCAAGACUGUGCGCUGCAGCAACCUGCAGCUCACAGAGAUCCCCAUGGAUAUCCCCAACGACACACGACGUAUCUACCUGGACUUCAACCUGUUCACUACAGUCCCAACCAAUGCUUUUGCAGGGUUACAUCAGCUUGUUGAACUGGAUCUAUCACACAACGAGUUAAGCCAGUUACAGCCGGGAGCAUUCAGAGGCCUGGGAUCCUCACUGCAGUUCCUGGACCUUUCUUCUAACAAGCUGGUUUACUUUAACCCAGAUGCUUUUGAGGGCCUGCGGGCUCGCGCCAACCUGACAAACAAUCCGUGGCAUUGUGACUGCAACUUGCAGAUGGCGAUGCCUCGUGUGGACUUGGAGCCUGUGUCCUUAACGGGCAUUGUGUGCCAGACUUCAGAUCCUGAAGAGAUAGGAGUACAAGGACUUGCCUUUCUGUUGGCACCAGACAUAGACCUCUGUGUGGUGAUGAAGAGGACUACAGACGUGGCCAUGCUGGUCAUCAUGUUCGGCUGGUUCUCCAUGGUCAUCUCCUAUCUUGUCUACUAUGUCAGGGCUAAUCAGGAGGACGCUCGCAGACAUCUUGAGUAUCUUAAGUCAUUGCCCAGCAGACAGGGCAAGUCUGAGGAAUCCUCCACCAUUAGUACUGUGGUAUAGGGCUGAUGGAGCUACACAUUGAUCUUUAGCAGUACCCCAAACCAAACAGAACGGAUCUACAACCUGCAACUACACAAGUUGUUAUAAGUCUCAGAUGCUUUACAGUACAAGCUGUUGUCAUGGAAUCAAGGUGGGCAACAAGACAUGAGCUGCACAAGAAACCAGGCUAAUGCAACCUAGCCCAGAUAAAUAAUUCAUCAUACAGUGGCCCAUAACGAGUUUUGUAGGUUGAGAUGAUGGCCCAGCCUGCGCACUGAGGGAGUUAAAGCAGCAAUGUUUUUUUUGGCCAACUCCAAAUAUGGGAUACAAAUGGGAUUUAUCCAGUCAUGCAUGCACCUUGUUGCACCUUGCACAAACAGAUACAAGUAAGGAUGCAACAUCAGACAGUUAUAGCAACUGGGAAAAACCCAGUAAGAAUGACGAAACUCACCUUUCAACUGUUUUCCAUUAGAUACCAAUAUAUUAAAUUAAGUUUCCCAAUGAAGUUGUUCUUUUUGGGUGUUUCUCUUGUCUUAACUUCGACAAUCACUCAAGAAAGUAUUUAGAAUCUGAAUCACUCUUUAGCGAUCGCAUAUUCAACUCGCUGAUGCUGAUGAAUCAGUUUGCUGUGGGAUGAAGGACGCAUACGUUUUUCUGUGAUGUUUGACAGAAGCUACUGAGAGAGAGAGCCAUACUGAUGAGAUCGGCCGUCCUCCAAGCUGCCCGUUUUUGUUAAGAGUGUUUGACAGGAAACUUAUGCUAGCCCCAAUACACGGUAGAAUCUCUAAAUGACCUAUAGAGCACACAGUACCCUACACUCCACAUAUUUUGUUCUUAAUUUGACAUUUUCUUGAUAUAUUUGUCCAUUAAAUCAAUUUAAAGUUACAGUAUAUAAGAAAAUGCAUGGACGUGGGAUAUUGUGAGAGGAAACAAACCAAACUCGCUGUCAACCCAGGGUGAUAGAAGUUUUAAAGGAAUCCUGUUUGUGAACUAAUCGAAGCAAACGUAACUAAGGUGUGUCUCCCAGGUACAAAAACACUGAAUUACUCUUUAGUUUGAUAUGCUAAUAUGUUAGCAUAUAUUGUUAGCCUCAAGCCGGUAACCCUGGCCUGUAUGCAACAUUGUCUGUCAAAAGGUUGAAUUGAAAUGCAUGAAAUCAAAAAUAAGGGAGAGGGAGAAAGACUCAAUACAAAACAGGGAAACGUAUAGUCCUGU